AUGAAUAUCGUGAAUACUGUGGCUGCCCGUUUGAAGACUCCUCUGGGAGUUUCAGGAGCUGGGGUACUUGCCAUCCAUCCCAGCAGCGCGGCCAGGGGCGUCAGAGCGAGCUUGACAGGGGCGAUCGUCAGCAGAGACAGGAUUAACGGAAAGAUACAAGAGAGGCCUUUGAAGGCUGUUAAACGGAUGGAAGAUGAAGUUGAUUGGAAGCGCACAGCAGAGAAACUCCAGCAGGAAAUCGAGAUAUGGAGAUCGAAAGAGGAAAGUUCCAGGAAAGAGCUUGCCGAAGCAAAACGGCGGGAGGCCGAUCUAGCCAAAGAGCGCGCGUUGAUGAAGACACUGUUAGACACGCGGAGGCAAGAGCUGCACGAUGCUCAGCGCUUCCUCGGGACAGCGGAACCCAUUUCGGAGAGCAAUAUCGUACAGGAUAUCCGCCGAAUAAAUGCAGAAAUAUUCAAUCUGGCACGAUCGGCCGCUGACCAGAUCCAACGAGACCCGAAACGACAGACUCGCCGAGACGCCAAAGCGCAGGUGACAAGUGUCCUUGGUGAGAAUUUCACGCGGCACCUACAGACCAUGAGCUCCCAGGAUGAUACAAUCCUGCUCGAGAUUGCGAUGCAAGCUGCCGUUACACGUUAUAUCUCCCAAAUGAUAUCAAACUGGUAUUCCAAUGGCGACGGAAAUGCUGCAUUUUCCAUCGUUCACGAGCUGAUACGCCAGUCAGAAGAGAAUCAAAGUGUAGCAGGACAGUGGCGCGCGUUAACGCGGAGAUACGCGCAGCCCACUCCUUUAGAUGCACAGCAAUUCGAAAAUGACCAUAUCAGGAGGCUCUCUGUGCUGCUGUCACAGAUUCUGCAGGUCGCGGGAAUGAGGGAAUCCAUAGGUCAGGACGCACAGGAAAUUCUACAAAUCAUCGUGCGCGCCGCAUUGGAUAUUCGGCGCGUCACCGGGGAGGUCAUGGUUAGCAGCGAUUAUGAAAUUCCGCCAAUCGCGGUGGAAGACAUCUUCAACUCACAGGAGAUGCAUGAUGCAUACCGGGAAAAAGGAAUCAAAAGGGCCACAGGACUCCGAGUCUGGUGCUGCACGACGUUGGGGCUUCGACGGGUCGAGAAGCUUCCACAUGGACUGCACCAAGUAGUUCUGAUCAAACCGGAAGUUGCGCUCGAGACUUUGAUGCUUGACUUGGGAAUCAUGCACGAUGGUGCGGGUAUCAGAUCUGCUUAG
Molecule: messenger RNA, 1224 nt
Organism: Postia placenta MAD-698-R-SB12
Lineage: Eukaryota; Fungi; Basidiomycota; Agaricomycetes; Polyporales; Adustoporiaceae
Exons: 5
Coding region: 1-1224 (407 amino acids)
Source: RefSeq, a predicted model, not a curated record